Molecule: messenger RNA, 1179 nt
Organism: Zea mays
Lineage: Eukaryota; Viridiplantae; Streptophyta; Magnoliopsida; Poales; Poaceae
Exons: 4
Coding region: 1-1179 (392 amino acids)
Source: RefSeq, a predicted model, not a curated record
AUGAAUCAUGUUAUUCCCAAUGAUGAGGUUGAACCAAUAGAAGUAGUUGCUGCACCUGAUGAUGAUGAGAGACAAUAUCCUGAGUUUGUUGACAAGUGGGAUAUGCUAGAAUUUGAGGACUAUGAUGGAGACAUUUUCACAGGGGCACAAUUUGAAGAGACUGAUGAAGAGGAGGAGGAGGAAAACAUAGUUAUGGGGGUGGAUGAGCAAGGAGAGGGUGAUGAUGUACCAAGAAAUGAUUAUGACAGAGAUAAUCCAUCCUUAAAAGAAGGCAGCACAUUUGCAUCGAUGAUCGAAUUUAGGAAUGCACUUGCUACCUAUUGCAUCAAAGGUGAGUAUGAUUAUGUAAUUGAAAAGAGUGAGCCAACAAGAAUGACUGUUCAUUGCGCAUUUGAGAGGUGUCAGUGGAGGAUACAUGCUUCCUGUAUGCGGAAUAGUACAAUUAUUCAGGUCAAAGUGAAUCCAUCUCCUCACACUUGUCCAAGUGAAAGAAAAGGGUCACAUAAGGUAGCUAAAAGUAGAUGGUGUGCAGAUGCAGUAUUAGAAUGGGUGACAGAUAACCCAUGCAUUGGUACAACUGAACUGGUAAAGAAGAUUAUAGAGAAGUACAACAUUUUGGUGCCUUACAUGAGAGUGUAUUAUGGCAAGGAAAUGGCUCUUGACAAGAUUUAUGGCCCAUGGAAGGAAAGCUUUAACUUAUUAUUCACUUUCAAAGCUGAAGUGGAGAAGGCGUGCCCAGGUAGUGUUGUUGAGAUUGACCAUCAUACGGUGGAUUAUAAAGUGAAUGGCAAGAUUUUGAACAAAGAAUGUUUUAGAAGGGUGUUCGUUUCAUUCAAAGCAUGUUGGAGUGGGUUCUUAGCUGGUUGCAGGCCUUAUUUAGCAGUGGACGCAACAGCUCUUUAUGGGAGGUUUAGAGGCCAGUUAGUAGCUGCUUGUGCCAUUGAUGCACAUAAUUGGCUCUUUCCAGUGGCUUAUGGUGUCCUCGAGGCAGAGUCAACAGAAAGUUGGACAUGGUUCCUACAAAAUUUGCGUCAGACUGAUUACGGUGAACAGUUAUCUGCAAACUGGUGCAGAUUCAAGCAAACUGAACUGAACUGGUGCAGAUUGACUGAAUCUGCUAAAAUUCUGCAGACUGAACUGAACUGGAUACUGAAUUCUGCUAAAAUUGGUGCAGACUGA